Molecule: messenger RNA, 480 nt
Organism: Cooperia oncophora
Lineage: Eukaryota; Metazoa; Nematoda; Chromadorea; Rhabditida; Trichostrongylidae
Source: the annotation of a GenBank genome assembly
AUGAUAACACUCACUUAUCAAUUUUACUUAUUGAUCCAGAGCCCAUCCUAUCAACAAUGUUCAACCGCUCCAUUUCUCCGUACACUCUCAUUUCGUAGAUUUUCUAGCUGCAGUCAGUGGUGGAUGUGUUUCCGAUCAUCGAAAAAGGCAAAUAAGAAAAUGGAAAAGGAAAUUAAGAAAAGCGCGGAAGAGCCAAAGCCUGCACGUGCGCGUUCACCACCACGAUCAGCUGAUCAACGGAAGGAUUUAAGUAGAAAAAACGAACAAUUACCACCAUUUCAAUCACCACCCCCACUCGUGUCAGAUCCAAAUUACGCAAGGAUAUCAGAAGUUAAACGAAAGUCAGGAAAGAAGCAUGGCAAGAAAGACGGCGAGGAUUCAGAUAACACGCUUACGGAUCUUCCUCACGAAAUGCCAGAAAUGGAACUGGAACGGUUCGACUUACGCCAACAACUCAUUCUUGACCACCAAUUACUGUAA